Acanthamoeba castellanii str. Neff is the source of this 2586-nucleotide messenger RNA. RefSeq names its product RhoGEF domain containing protein. Gene Ontology annotation, molecular function: guanyl-nucleotide exchange factor activity. The record is from RefSeq and is a predicted model, not a curated record. The coding region runs from base 1 to 2586 and encodes 861 amino acids. NCBI's taxonomy places the organism in Eukaryota, Discosea, Longamoebia, Acanthamoebidae. The transcript has 9 exons.
AUGUUCAACAGGGAGGUCGAGCUCAACGAGGCCGCCGAGCAGCGAUCAGCCGCGGCGGCUGGCACCACGAAGAAGGGCGGUGGCAAGGUGUCGUCGCUGCUGCUGGCCACCACACCCGCGAGCCGCAACACGGUCAAGGCCAAGGCCGACAAGGACCAGCCCGCGACCAAGCUCAAGUCCAGCACUAAGCGAAUGGCCAAGAGCGAGCGGAAUGUCAAGCACGCACUCACUGAGUGGCGGCGCGAUGUCACGACAACCACGGCCGCCGACAAGAAGCAGACCGACGUUGUCGCCAACACGCCAGCGCUUGAAGAGCUGCCGGCGGCGAAGAUCGCCGACAUCAGCGCCGGCCUCAAAGCACAGGGAACCGGUGCCCAGGCCGAGGCGCAGCCCGAUGCAGAGCCGGCGCCAGCGGCGGCCGUGGCGUCGCUGCAGCUGACGGAGAGCACCGAGCGGCACCGGUCGCGGGUCAAGAGCGCCGACGCGGACAAACGUACCGAGCGGCUGCUGAUGAGCAAGAACCACCAGGUGCUCAAGAAGCACGCCAGCGGCGACAAGUGUUGGACGUCGGCGGUGCUCAAGACGGAUUCGCCCCCGCCAUUGCCCCGAGCCAGCGACUCUGCCCCCGGCGACAGUCCUCAGACGGGAAAGAACGAAAGCGAAAGCGAAAACGAACGAGAAAACGAAGACAAAAGCGAAAACGAGGGUGGUAGUGGUGAUGGAGGAGAGAAAGAAGAGAGCGAGGAGGCGAAAAGGAAGAGGUGCGAGGUGUUCAUGCACUUCCAGCGCCAGGUGAGCAUCACCAACAUGGCCCUCUUCGCCCAGAAGGAGCGACAGAAGAUGGCCCUCAUGGUCGAGCGCGAACGCGAACGCGAUCAGCUCCGCCGGUCCGCCGAAAAGCGACAGCCACAGCCACAGCCACCACUGGAGCCGCAGCCGCAGCCGCCGACCGAGUCCACAAAUGUCGACGCGGCGGCCAAGGCUGAACUGCGACCAGGGACGGAAGACGAACAGAAGGAGGAUGAAGAGGAGAAGCAGGAGAAGGUGGAGAAGGUGGAGGUGGAAGUGGAGGAUGUUGAGAUGGAGGUCGAGGAGAAGCACAGGGCGCGAGUGCGCAACGAGCUCAUCGAAACCGAAAUCAGCUACAUCCACAACCUGCAGAUCCUCGACGCCGUGCUUCAGGCCGCGAAGGAGGCGCAAGUGGUCAGAGGCGCAGUGCUCAAUAUUCGGGAGCUUUCGACACUGCUCACGCUGCACCAGACGUUCCUCUCGGAGCUGCAGGAGGCCGACAACUCGUUCACCGAGUCCUUCCUCUCCUUCAUCCCCUUCAUGAAGAUCUACACGGCGUACUUCAACGCAUAUUCGCAAGUGAGCACCAACCUGGCCAAGCUGCACUCCAACUCGGCCUUCAUCUCGCUCCUCAAGGAGUGUGAGGAGCGGCUGAACAAGGAGUCCGGGUCCAGCGUCAUCCUCGACCUCGACUCGCUGCUCAUCCUCCCCAUCCAGAGAAUUCCGCGCUAUGAGUUGCUCUUGAGCGACUACUUGAAGCACUCGCAGAGGAAGCCGGAGGAGCUGCCCCGGAUCGACAAGCUGCUGACGUCGAUCAAGGAGCUCAACCGCUUUCUCAACCAGGCCCGGCGACAGGAGGAGGCCGUCAAGCAGCUCAGCGAGAUCCAGCAGGCCCUCGUCUUCCCCAAGGGCAAGGAAGCGUUCUCGCUGUUUGGACGACAGCCGGUGCGGCGGCUCAUUCACCAGGGCGAGCUGCGGAUCAAGGGCGACGACGGCGCGAUCGUCAUCACGCCCGAAGACAUGCUGCCGUCCGCCGAACCCACCCUCGACGACACCGACAGCGACCACUCACCACCCACCUCACCCUCCUCCUCAUCCUCCUCUUCAUCAUCAUCGUCACUGGCCUCGUCGGCCGCGACCACCGACUCGCUCCCAAAGCUCGCGCGGCGCUCCACCUCGCAGCUGGUGCGGCAGCGCAGCUUCGAUGCCAACAAGCACCGAUCGCGCAUCGUCCCGCUCAGCUCCACUCCGCCCGCCGCCACCUGGUCCAGCAUGUCGUCCCUCCCCGCGCUCGCACCCGACGCCGACUCGUCGCCGUCGACUGUCGACACGCCGAUGGCCGCGGCGGCGGCGCUGGCGACGGUCAAGCCGCAGAAGUCGAAGCGGGGCGGGUCGUGGCUCGAACUGGGCUCGUCGGCUGGUAGUGGCGGGCUGCAGUCGACCUCCCCGCGGCAACUGCUGCCGACGUUGAAGAUGGCUGGUCGGGGCGGGAGCCGCGGUUCGUCUUCAUCGUCGUCGUCUUCUUCUUCGCGUUCCUACAAGAAGCGCUACGUGUUCCUCUUUGACGAUCUUCUGCUCGAGACCGAGCCCGAGAAGGACGCCAAGUUCCGAUUCGUGCGCGUGCACCACCUCAGCGAGUGCUACAUCGCCUCCACCUAUCACAACGAAGCGGAUGAGCGGGACGUGAUUGCGUGGGUGUCGGUGUCGGCUGGUGAGCGAUAUCUGCUCAAGACCAAGAGCCCGCAGGACAAGGUCGCCUGGAUGGAGGCCCUCCUCAAGUGCAUGAAACAGAACUGA